UCUCACGGCUAGCACUCAGCUAGGAAACGUGUUUCUUUGGAGUUUUUCAGGGAGAACUUUUAAACGCUUCAUGCUGAGGGGAGAUUAUUGCAGAGUUAAAUGGGGAAGAUAUUUGCCCGGCCCUCGGCUUUACCGCGAAGCCGCUGGUGAUAAUGGUCUCGACUUCGUUGGAUCCAGUUUCCUUUUCGUCCCAGCUCAGCCGGAGUUGAGAGAACUGGAUGUGUUAGGCCUUCUGGCACGAGCGUCUCGGGGGAUCAUCUUCAGAGGAUCUUCAGUGUUUUUAGCAUGGCGGAGAUCUGUUUUCUUUCUGCCCUGCUGAAGUUCCUUGGCCUAAACAAAUGAAUAUUUUUAUGAGGCACCUCAGUACAGAGAUGGGCCAGGACCAAACCAAGCAACAGAUAGAGAAAGGACUGAGGUUGUACCAGUCCAAUCAGACUGACAAAGCUCUGCACGUGUGGACAAAGGUUUUGGAGAAAACCUCAGAUCCGGGAGGGAAGUUUCGGGUUUUGGGAUGCUUGAUCACAGCUCACUCGGAAAUGGGAAAAUAUAAAGAUAUGCUCAAGUACGCCUUGGAUCAAAUCGACACAGCCAGAGAAAUGGAGGACCCGGAUUACCUGACCGAGGGUUACCUGAACUUGGCGCGCAGCAACGAGAAGCUGUGCGACUUCCACAAAACGGUCUCGUACUGUAAGACCUGCUUAAACAUGCAGGGCACCACGGUCAGCCUGCAGCUCAAUGGUCAGGUAUGUCUCAGCAUGGGCAAUGCGUUCCUGGGCCUCAGCCUCUUCCAGCAAGCUCUGGAGAGCUACGAGAAGGCCCUGCGCUACGCACACAACAACGACGACAAGAUGCUGGAGUGCAGAGUCUGCUGCAGCCUGGGAAACAUUUAUAUCCAUCUGAAGGACUACGAAAAAGCCCUGUUCUUCCCCUGCAAAGCAGCCGAACUUGUCAACGACUACGGCAAAGGUUGGAGCCUCAAGUAUCGAGCUAUGAGCCAGUACCACAUGUCGGUGGCCUACAGGAAACUGGAGCGUCUGCCGGACGCCAUGGAGUGCUGUGAGGAAUCAAUGAAAAUUGCUCUGCAGCACGGUGACCGUCCUCUGCAGGCUCUGUGCUUGCUGAACUUUGCAGACAUACACCGCUAUAGACGUGACUUUGAUAAAGCAUUCCCUCGUUACGAGUCGGCAUUGGGUAUCAUGACUGAGGUUGGGAAUCGACUUGGACAAGCCCACGUGCACCUGGCAGUAGCAAAGUGUUGGCUUCUGAUGAAGGAAUAUGUUAAGGCUCUGGAUUCCUUAGAGCGAGCACAGGCCCUGGCAGAUGGAAUGGGAAACAAGGUUCGAGAUGUUCUUCAGACAUAUGGUAAAACCAUCCACAGUGGUCUACAUGUUCCACUGAUGACCUUGUUGUGUUUGUGGACAAAGCUGUGCACAAUGAAGGUCCAUUGUCUGAGGGAAGGCAUCUACAGGAGUCAGGGCAGACAGGAAGAGCUGCGUGAGCAGGUGGUGAAGUUCCUGCAGUGCGUGGAGGAGUUGGAGCUCUACUGCGGCAUGUGUGGGGAGUCCAUCGGGGACAGGGACCAAAAGCUGCAGGCCUUGCCCUGUUCCCACAUUUUCCACCUCAAGUGUUUGCAGACAAAUGGGACAAAAGGCUGUCCCAAGUGUUUCAAAAACUCCAUGAAGCCAGGGUUCGUGUGAUUCGGCCACGUUUACACGGGGGUGAUCUCUAAACAGAGCAUUAAUGCCUCACAUGCUGCCGAACGGUCUUAAGAGAAGCAGGCAGCCUCGGGGAAGAGAUGAUCAUUGACGAGGGUCUAACUCAUGGUCCUCUACUGAGGGAUGCUGAACGGAAGAGGGCCUCGCAUUCUGAGGACUCAGUCAUCUCUGCUGACAUCAGUUUGGAAUUGACUGAAGAGGACGAUGGAGGUCAAGCUGCCACUUGCCACCUUUCAAUACAGGCUGGAGUAUUUGGCAUUUGGUUGCAGAGUGUGAGGAAGUAGCGAAGAAUGUGCACACAUAACUGAACUCAUGCCAGUCUUUGCAUUGGUAGUGUACAAGAAAGAUGAGGAUUUCUUGCUCUUAUUUACACUUUACGCAUAUUGUUUUUACGUCCACUUCUGAAUUCAACUCAUGACUUUUUUUUAAAUUCUUGUACAUCCUGUAAUGUAAAAGUUUUGAGUUGGGGAGGUGUUUUGAAAAACAGAACGAGACUCAUGUCUUCAUAAAACGUACACGCAGCUGUUUUCUCAUUCACUGAGAUUAAGGAACCGUAUCAACGCACAUUGUGUUCUUCAUUGAAAUUCCUUCUUCUGUCCACAUCUGACAUCAGUAGUGAAGGACAGAUGGCUUAACAGGAAAACUGGUGGUUGCUUAAAUGUAGCCUUUCGUAAAUA
Molecule: messenger RNA, 2392 nt
Organism: Syngnathoides biaculeatus (alligator pipefish)
Lineage: Eukaryota; Metazoa; Chordata; Actinopteri; Syngnathiformes; Syngnathidae
Gene: rapsn
Product: receptor-associated protein of the synapse, 43kD
Exons: 7
Coding region: 339-1697 (452 amino acids)
Biological process (GO): chemical synaptic transmission
Cellular component (GO): synapse
Molecular function (GO): protein-membrane adaptor activity; acetylcholine receptor binding
Source: RefSeq, a predicted model, not a curated record